AUGGAUACUUUAUUAACAGCAGAGAUUGCCGCGAAUUCUCCUCGCUUUCGUCGGAGAUCUUCAACUUUCAUCGAUGGAGUACAUGACUUACCAGAUGAGAAAGCUACUAUGGCGCCGGCUCAGUUGUAUUCAACUGAGUCCGGCCGGCUCUUCCAUUCGGGUAGGAUUGCUAUUGUUCUAGUCGGUCUUCCUGCGCGUGGAAAAACCCAUAUCUCUGUUUCUCUUUCACGUUAUCUACAAUGGUUGGGUGUCAAGACAAGAAUCUUUCAUCUGGGAGAUUAUCGACGUGCUACCAUGGGUCCAGGUCAAGAUGUUCCAGAUGACUAUUUUUUUAUCAACGCAUCUGCUGCUUCAGUUAUGCUUCGUCAAAAAAUUCUUAAGAAGUGUCGUGAGGAUAUCUAUGCUUGGCUCAAUCAUGAAAAUGGUCAAGUUGCCAUUUAUGAUGCUGUCAACCCUCUUUCUGGCGGACGUAGAUCUCUUGCAAAAGAGUUUGCUAAGCAUGAUGUACAAACAUUGUUCCUUGAAUCAUAUGUCACGGAUGAAAAGAUCCUUCAAGAGAAUGCUCGAAGUGUCAAAAUAUCAUCUCCAGAUGUAAAUUGCCUCCCUUCAGAGCGUUGGAAGUACCAGGAUGAUGCUAAGAUACUACAAUCGCAGUUCAUUGGCAUGGAUCCUGAGGAUGCUGCUAAACUUUAUCUGAAGAGAAUUGAUAUGAAGAUUCCUCACUUCGAAACUAUGACCGAGAUUGAUCUCAAUUACGUCAAAAUGAUUAAUGCAGGCGAGCGUAUCGACUACAACAACGUCAGCUUCGGCUACCUAUCCCAUCGAAUUGUCUUUUAUCUUAUGAACCUUCAUAUCAAAUCUCGCCAAACAUUCUUCGCUCGCGCCGGUACAUCCAGCUUAGAUGAUUCCUACAAAGCCGAUGCAUCGCUCUCAGAUGAAGGUCGAGAAUACGCCAAGAAGAUGUCCGAUGCAUUACUCAAACAUCGCGAAGAAGAAAGAGCUGCUUCCAUUGCGGCGGGAGGAUCUGAUGCACCCCUUAAACCACUAACUGUUUGGGCAUCUACUAGAAAGAGAACGGUUGAGACGGCAGAGUAUCUAAAGGGAGAGGGAUUUAGAGUUAGACAGAGAAGUCAGAUGAGUCAGUUAAAUCCGGGCAUUUGUGAGAAGAUGAGUGAGAGGGCUUUGAGAAGGUUGUAUCCUGAGGAGGUUAGGAUGCACGAGUUGGAUCCUUAUCAUCAUAGAUAUCCUCGUGCUGAGUCAUACCAUGAUCUUGCAGUCCGCAUGGAACCCAUCAUCCUGGAACUCGAGAGAGAACAAAAUGACCUGUUGAUCAUUGCUCAUGAGUCUGUUUUGAGGGUUCUUUAUGGUUAUCUCAUGGCAUGUGAUGCUAUGAAUAUUCCUACGCUUAAGUUUCCUAGAAAUGAAAUCAUUGAGAUUAUCCCCGCCUCCUAUCAAAACGAAGCAAAACGCAUCCACAUCGAUGGUCUUGCCCCAGAAAUUAUUCCCGGCUCUCCAGAAGACAUCAGAAUCCCAGUUGCUCCUUCUGGUAUCCAAAGUCCCUUCUCGGGUAUUGGUACGCCGGCUUUAGGCAGUGGCAGUGGUGUUGCCACGCCUGUUCAUGGCGGGAAGAGUGGUGAUGUUAGUGGAGAUAAAUUCAAGACGCUUAAUCCAGAGGAGAAGAGGACUGGAAUGAAAUGGAAUGGGGAAUUGGAGUUGGGGUUGGGUUGGAUUCAGUGUUUGAAGAAGAAGGAGAAGAAGGUGAAGAAGGGGGGAAAGGAAAAGGAGAAAGAGGAAGAGGAGGAGGAGGAGGCCCCCUUAACACGUCACUAUCUCGGGAAAUCCUUUUCGCAAGGGCAGAACAUUACUGGCAAUCUUCUCCAAUAUCGAGAUGGCAAGAACCGUCAGCGUCGUGGUCAGUGGUAUCAUAGUCGCUCAACUUGCGGGUGUAACCGUGAGGAUGACAUGGAAGAUAUAUAUAUAAGUACCUUUGGUUUUGAAACGAAAGAUGCACGGAAAAAGUUGAUUUUACUUGAGAGUUACUUGACGAUUACGAUGACCACAGCGGCAAAAGGACCAUUGAGCAACUCAGUGUAUUGCAGAAGAUCUGAAAGUACUGAAUACAGCCAUGGAGAAUCUGGACGGCAUACUGGAGGUCUUUGGGAUUGUACCGAUGAUGAUAUUGACAUCAACACCGCCUCAGAAGUCACGCCAAAGCCUUGA
Sclerotinia borealis F-4128 is the source of this 2220-nucleotide messenger RNA. NCBI's taxonomy places the organism in Eukaryota, Fungi, Ascomycota, Leotiomycetes, Helotiales, Sclerotiniaceae. The record is from the annotation of a GenBank genome assembly.